AUGAAGUUCGUUUAUUUCUUGGACUUGUUGUUGGCGGCAGCGGUAUUCUACCACCUCUGGAACGCUCCAUACACAAAGGUUGAGGAGUCUUUUAAUAUCCAGGCGAUUCAUGAUAUCGUGAAUUACGGUGUUCAUCCAGACCAGCUCAAGAACUACGACCACCAGGUAUUCCCCGGCGUCGUGCCGAGAACUUUUGUUGGAAGCUUGUUAAUUGGAGGCAUUGUGAAGGCCAUUGACUAUGGCCAUACAUUGAUCAAAGGCGUGCCUUUGGUGGUGAAGGAAGGGGACAGCCAGCUCGUCGUGCAAUAUGUGGCUCGAGGUGUGCUUGGAUUGGCCAACGUCUUGGGCUUGUUGAAGUUGAGAAACAGCCUUAACAAGGUGGCAUUUAUUGAAAAGAAUGCUAAGACUAGAGGCGCUAUCGGCGUCUUCUACACCCUCUUCUUGAUUGUCCAGUUUCAUGUUCCAUACUACAGCACCAGAACUUUGCCCAACUUCAUUGCCUUGCCUUUCGUCACUUAUGCUUUCGGUAAGCUCAUCGAAGGAAAUAUGGCGGGAUUGACUUGGUUGGCGUUCACCGCUGUGAUCUUCCGUGUCGAAAUCGGUGUUCUUGCAGUCACCAUUUCGUUCAUUUCUUCUCUCGGUUUCGGCCAGUCAGAUAUCCAAAUCAACCUGUACUUCUUGGUGGUAGGAACUGUGGUCGGAGUUCUUGUUACAGUGCUUGUGGACUCCUACUUCUGGGGCGAAUGGGUCUGGCCUGAGCUCGAGAGUUUCAUGUACAAUGUGGUCAAUGGUAAUGCUUCCGAAUGGGGCGUCGAACCUUACGGUGCUUACUUCAAGAAGUACUUAUUGAACUUUUUCCGCCCUCCCCACAUCUUGUUAUUGGUAGUCUUGGGUCUUCUUGUCGAUCCAGCCAAUGAUGGAACUCCAACAAAGGUCACCGACGAUAACAAAUUAAUCGUCACACACCCAGCCAGAAACUCGCUCAGGAUUUUGACGAUUUCCGCCAUUCUUUACAUUGCUUUCAUGUCCAAGCAGCCUCACAAAGAAUGGAGGUUCAUCGUUUACACUGUCCCAAUCUUCACCUUGCAAGCUGCCAAUGGCCUCGCAAAUGUGACGAGAAAGUGGUCAACUCUGUUUGCCCAUAAGUUGUUAUUGUUUAUUAUGCUUGCAAGUACUGGUGUCUCAGUUGUCUACACUCUCAUGAUGAGCUACGCUUCGAGUUUCAAUUACCCUGGUGGUGAGGCUGUGACAUUCUUAAAUGACUACAUUGUUAAUUCCAAGGCAAACGAAAAUGUGUUGGUGCACAUGGAUGUGGCAUCUUGCAUGAGUGGAAUCACAAAAUUCACAGAAUUGCACACUCCAAACGUGGUGUUUGACAAAACUGAAGAACUCGAGGAAUUGUCCCGUUUGUGGAACAAUUUCACGCACAUGAUCACUGAGGUGGACAUGGACAAGCCAAGAAAGGAGGAGACUCUCAUCAAGUAUGACCGCACUCAUUGGAAGAAGUUGAAGACGGUUAAUUCAUUCACCAGGAUCAAUUUCUUCCCUUUCAUGUACACUGUUCAGCAUAUUCAACGGUUCCAAGCACUUCCCGCGGAAAUUUCUCCUGCUGGAACAGCAGGCCCAUGGGAAUACAAGGAUAAAGUGUUGAAGUUUCUCAGAACUACGAUCGAGACAAGGAGCUACUUGUAUGUUUAUGAAAGAACCCAGCAGGAUGCUAUUCCUGUUUAUCUUAAUUUGGAAAGCGAUGAACAAGCAAAGGCCACAGAGGAGCCCCCAAUUGACCAGCCUCCUCCAGUUGACGCUGAUGCUGUCAAGGAUGCAAUUAACGAAGAGAUCGAUAGCUUCGAGGAUGCUUAUGAGACUGCCCAAUAA
Messenger RNA from Candidozyma duobushaemuli, 1875 nucleotides. RefSeq names its product dolichyl-P-Man:Man(7)GlcNAc(2)-PP-dolichol alpha-1,6-mannosyltransferase (gene ECM39). The coding region runs from base 1 to 1875 and encodes 624 amino acids. Gene Ontology annotation, biological process: protein N-linked glycosylation. Gene Ontology annotation, cellular component: endoplasmic reticulum membrane. The record is from RefSeq and is a predicted model, not a curated record. Gene Ontology annotation, molecular function: alpha-1,6-mannosyltransferase activity. The transcript has a single exon. NCBI's taxonomy places the organism in Eukaryota, Fungi, Ascomycota, Pichiomycetes, Serinales, Metschnikowiaceae.